ACUCCUUCCAUCUGAUGCCGGCUGGAUGCAGACUGGAGGAUUUCCAGUAGCUUCCUGACUCUGCGCUCCCUCUCCUUUCUUUAUCCCUUCCUCCUCCUAUUCCUCCUCUAAUAUCUGGAGCUUCUCCUCUUUUUUGUCCCAUUGCUCACCUCCAGGAUGUGGCACUCAGUGGCUUUUUUCCUCUCUGGAUUUUCUGCUUUGAUUCACGUGUCCCUGCAGGGGCCACACCAGAGGAACCUGCUGAAGAAUCUCCUGAAGGACUACAACCGGAUGGAGCGACCAGUGGGCAACGACUCCCACCCUCUUACCGUUGUCUUUACCCUGAGUUUAAUACAGAUUAUGGAUGUGGAUGAGAAGAACCAGGUGUUAACCUCUAAUAUGUGGUUACAGAUGAGUUGGUUCGACCACUAUCUCCAGUGGAACCAAAGUGAACAUCCUGGAGUGAAAAACCUACGCUUCACCACAGAUCAGAUCUGGACACCAGACAUCUUACUCUACAACAGUGCAGAUGAUGACUUUGACUCUACCUUUAAGACAAAUAUUCUGGUGAACUCCAGUGGCUAUGCCAAAUAUCUUCCUCCAGGAAUCUUCAUGAGUACAUGCAAUGUGGAUGUUCGCUGGUUUCCAUUUGACAUUCAGAGGUGUGAGUUGAAAUUUGGCUCUUGGACGUAUGAUGGCUGGCUCCUGGACCUUCAGAUGAAUGAUGCUGACAUCUCAGGCUACAUGCCCAAUGGAGAGUGGGAUCUAAUCGGUGUUCCCGGCACCAGAAAUGAGGUCUUUUAUGACUGCUGUAAGGAACCCUACCCGGAUGUGACAUUUGUUAUAACAAUACGGCGGCGAACGCUGUACUACGCUCUGAACCUGCUCAUCCCAUGCGUGCUGCUGUCUUCUAUGACCUUGCUAAUCUUUGUUCUGCCAGCUGAUUCUGGAGAAAAGAUUUCAUUGGGUAUUACUGUGCUGCUGUCUCUCACUGUUUUCAUGCUGCUGGUUGCAGAGAUCAUGCCCGCCACCUCUGACUCUGUCCCGCUUAUAGGUCAAUACUUUGCCAGUAUAAUGAUCAUCGUUGGGAUGUCAGUCAUUGCUACGGUGGUGGUUCUGCAAUACCAUCACCAUGAUCCAAAUGGAGGAAACAUGCCAAAAUGGGUGCAGCUUGUUUUAUUGCAGUGGGUAGCAUGGUUCUUGCGGAUGAAGCGGCCAGGCGAGAAUGACGACCCAGAACGCCCUCCCUGUGCCCCACACUUGCGGCGCUGCUCCUCAGGCUCACAGAGUGGGAGCAUCCCCAACCCUCCAGACCCCAGUCUUCACCCUCUGCACCCACAGAACCUGGCUCCUCUCCAGACGGGGCCCCUUCAUGCAGGCCAUCCUCACCUACACACUCAGUCCAGCGCAAACAAUAAUGGAAAUCUUCUUUACAUGGGCUUCCAGAGCAUUGAGGACUCUUCAGUGCUUUCAGAGCCUGUCCAGAGGAAUAAUAUAUCCACAGGUCUUCCACGACUGGCGGGUAGCCCACCUCCGCACCUGCCAUCUCAGUUCUGCAGCUCCCCACCACCUCCUACUCCUAAUAUGGAUACUGUAGGAUGUCCCAGCACUGUCUCUAGUGGUGGAGGCUUUGGUGGUGGACCAGGAGGGCUUGGAGGGUGCUCAACAGCAGGGAUAGGAGACCCCCAGCUGCAGGCUAUUUUGGAGGAGGUGCGUUACAUGGCAGAUCGUUUCCGAGAGCAGGAUGAGACCGAAAGCUUGGCUGACCAGUGGAAAUUUGCAGGCGCAGUGAUUGACCGUUUAUGCUUGGUGGCAUUUAGCGUUUUCAACAUCAUUUGCACCAUCUCGAUCCUCAUGUCUGCUCCCAACUUUGUGGAAGCUAUUUCAAAGGACUUUGUCUGAAAGCAAAAAAGGGAAAAGAGGAGGAGAAGCGUGAAGGGACGGUUGAAGGGAAUUAAAUAUAGAAUAAAGAAUGGAGUGGGCCCCGAUCCAAGGAAACACAAUUUCCAGCAAACUCCAGACCCUGUGAUUUGUGAUUGCAAA
This is a messenger RNA of Melanotaenia boesemani (Boeseman's rainbowfish), 2022 nucleotides long. It is a transcript of the gene chrna11, whose product is annotated as cholinergic receptor, nicotinic, alpha 11. The record is from RefSeq and is a predicted model, not a curated record. Gene Ontology annotation, cellular component: postsynaptic membrane; neuron projection; synapse. Lineage: Eukaryota; Metazoa; Chordata; Actinopteri; Atheriniformes; Melanotaeniidae. Gene Ontology annotation, molecular function: acetylcholine-gated monoatomic cation-selective channel activity; transmembrane signaling receptor activity. Gene Ontology annotation, biological process: regulation of membrane potential; signal transduction; chemical synaptic transmission. The coding region runs from base 157 to 1881 and encodes 574 amino acids. The transcript has 10 exons.